Symbiodinium sp. CCMP2592 is the source of this 486-nucleotide messenger RNA. NCBI's taxonomy places the organism in Eukaryota, Dinophyceae, Suessiales, Symbiodiniaceae. The record is from the annotation of a GenBank genome assembly.
AUGGCCGAUCGGGUGCGGCGCUCUUUGUGGAUGCGGUCCCAUGAGCUGCGGGAGCGCUGGAUCUCUUUGAUCGGAGGCUACUUCGUUCAGCGGAAGUCGCUGAAGCUCGUUUUUCACCUGCUAGAUGCGGGUCUCUGCGAGCUGAUGCCCGCGGAUCGCGAGCUCUGGCGGCUCCUCGCCCAGGCACGGCGCAGUGACUACGAGCUUUGCAUCGUCUUGACGAAGGCAGACAACAGUGUGCCUUCGCAGCUUGAGCGGUUUGCCAACCUCGUGCGCGAAGCUCUCCGCCGAGAGGGCUCCGACCUCGCACUGCGCGCGACAAUCUUCGCUUGCAGUUCGAUGACGAAGCUGGGAAAGGACACCCUCUGGCGGAAGAUUUGGUCUGCCGUCGGCGGCGAGGCAUCGACGAUCGCCGAUCUCGGUGCUGGCCCAGACAACGCCGAGCGCUACCGAAAAACGGAAUUCGGCUUGGAGGAGAAGCAGUGA